CCUUGUUUUCCUUGCUUAUCAUGGUUACCACCAAAAUGACUGCUGCCUUUGGAAACCCUAAAGGGAAACAGGUGGCGACAGACAAGGUUGCAGAGAAGCUGAGUUCUACUCUCUCAUGGGUAAAGAACACAGUAUCCCAUACAGUCAGUCAGAUGGCCAGUCAGGUGGCAAGUCCAGCUGCUUCAUUACACACUACAUCCUCAUCUACCACAUUGUCAACACCAGCCCUUUCACCAUCUUCUCCAUCACAGUUAAGUCCUGACGAUUUAGAACUCCUGGCUAAACUGGAGGAACAAAACAGGGGUGAGUCACCAGUGUAGUUAGAAACUGCCAGUAGGGGUCAGCAAUUGGAGCCUCGUCUUAUAUACAGCUUUAUUACUGUGGUCUGGAUUUCAUAUAUCUUUGGAUUGUACUUUUCUACUGGGUGUUCAAGACCAAGUUAAGAUUGUUAGAGACGGAUAGUAAGUCUUUAAGAUCUGUAAAUGGGUCAAGAAGAAACAGUGGCUCCUCUCUUGUAUCAAGUUCAUCAGCUUCCAGCAAUCUCAGCCAUCUUGAAGAAGAUUCUUGGAUUCUUUGGGGAAGAAUUGUUAAUGAAUGGGAAGAUGUGCGUAAAAAGAAGGAAAAGCAAGUUAAGGAUCUUGUUCGUAAAGGGAUACCCCACCACUUUAGAGCAAUAGUUUGGCAACUUUUAUGCAGUGCACAAAGUAUGCCAAUUAAGGAUCAGUAUUCAGAACUCCUGAAAAUGACCUCACCUUGUGAAAAAUUGAUCAGAAGGGACAUUGCUAGAACUUACCCUGAACAUAAUUUUUUUAAAGAAAAAGAUAGCCUUGGACAGGAGGUUUUAUUUAAUGUAAUGAAGGCAUAUUCUUUAGUGGAUCGUGAGGUUGGUUACUGUCAAGGAAGUGCUUUUAUAGUUGGCUUAUUGCUUAUGCAGAUGCCAGAAGAAGAAGCUUUCUGUGUAUUUGUUAAAUUAAUGCAAGAUUAUAGACUUCGUGAACUUUUUAAACCAAGUAUGGCAGAAUUGGGCCUUUGUAUGUACCAGUUUGAAUGCAUGAUACAGGAACAUCUUCCUGAGCUCUUUGUACAUUUUCAGUCUCAGAGUUUUCAUACCUCAAUGUAUGCAUCAUCCUGGUUUUUGACUGUCUUUCUUACAACAUUUCCACUACCAAUUGCAACAAGGAUAUUUGAUAUCUUUAUGUCUGAGGGUUUAGAAAUAGUGUUUCGAGUAGGAUUAGCACUUCUUCAAAUGAAUCAGGCAGAAUUAAUGCAACUUGACAUGGAAGGGAUGUUACAGCACUUUCAAAAGGUCAUUCCUCAUCAGUUUGACGGUGGUCCAGACAAAUUAAUUCUAGCAGCUUACCAAGUCAAAUACAACUCAAAAAAAAUGAAAAAGCUUGAAAAGGAAUACACUACAAUAAAAACUAAAGAAAUGGAAGAGCAAGUUGAAAUUAAAAGGUUACGCACGGAAAAUAGACUUUUAAAACAACGCAUUGAAACAUUAGAAAAAGAAAGUGCUUCCUUGGCAGAUAGAUUGAUACAGGGACAAGUGACAAGAGCCCAGGAGGCUGAGGAAAACUACCUCAUAAAACGGGAGUUGGCCACCAUCAAACAACAGAGUAAUGAGGCCAGUGCUAAGCUGGAGCAGGCUGAAAAUACCAUCAGGAAGCUCCAGCACCAACAACAAUGGCAUAAAUGCAGCUCCAACUACAAUGAAGAUUUUGUGCUACAGCUAGAGAAGGAAUUGGUUCAAGCCCGACUGAGUGAAGCUGAGUCUCAGUGUGCACUAAAGGAGAUGCAAGAUAAAGUCCUGGAUAUUGAGAAGAGGAACAACUCUUUUCCUGACGAGAAUAAUGUUGCAAGACUUCAGGAGGAACUUAUUGCUGUGAAACUGAGAGAAGCAGAAGCCAUUAUGGGUUUGAAAGAACUUAGACAGCAAGUCAAAGAUUUGGAAGAACAUUGGCAGCGCCACUUGUCUCGUACUACUGGGAGAUGGAAAGACCCUCCCAAGAAAAAUGCUGUGAAUGAGUUACAAGAUGAACUGAUGACCAUUCGACUUAGAGAAGCUGAAACACAGGCAGAAAUUAGAGAAAUAAAACAAAGGAUGAUGGAAAUGGAAACACAGAACCAAAUCAAUAGUAAUCAUCUUCGAAGAGCAGAACAAGAGGUGACCAAUCUACAGGAAAAAGUGCACUAUCUUUCUGUCCAGAACAAAGGACUACUUACUCAAUUAAGUGAAGCAAAGCGCAAACAAGCAGAGAUCGAAUGCAAGAACAAGGAAGAAGUAAUGGCUGUAAGACUCCGAGAAGCAGAUAGCAUAGCUGCUGUGGCUGAACUACAGCAACACAUUGCUGAGCUUGAAAUCCAGAAAGAAGAAGGAAAGCUUCAAGGACAGCUUAGCACGUCUGAUUCUAACCAGUACAUUAGGGAACUGAAAGAUCAGAUAGCAGAGCUGAAUCAUGAGCUCAGGUGCCUAAAAGGCCAGAGGGAUUUCUCAAGCCGACCUCCUUUUGAUGGAAUCCACAUUGUCAACCAUUUAAUAGGAGAUGAUGAAUCAUUCCAUUCCUCUGAUGAAGAGUUUAUAGAUAAUUCCUUACAGGAAAGUGGCAUUGGUUUUCCUUUGCACAGAUCUGUCCCAAUGUCUUUGGACCCCACUGUGGCAGAUGGUAGUGAGAGUGAAACAGAAGACAGUGUGCUGCAGACCAGAGAGAGCGAUCAAGUGGUUUCAAAGGAGCGGACCCCACGGAGAGAGUCGUAUUCAACCACUGUCUGACCAUCACUGUGACCUAGACUGUGGAUUUCUUUAAGGGAUCAGUUAUCAUAUGAUUAGGGAUUUUUGGAACAUACCUGGUUCAUAUGUACAUAUAUUAUGUUUUACAAUCUUAUCUGCCUUUUAUCUUUGCCAAAUCUUCACCACUGAUUUUCUAUUGCCAGAAAGUAGACUGUAAUACGGUUAAUGAGUAAAAUAAGGUUCUAACAGUAUUACUGAAUAUUGUUUCUUGUUUAUAAAAUGCAACUGUAUCUAAACGUGGGAGCUGUUUUGAAGUUCAAAACUAUGGAAAAUAUAAUUUUCUCCAGACAAACUGCUCUUGUGCAAUAUUUUAUGCUCUGUGAACAAAUUGUAUAUUUAUGUCUAUUAAUUUGUUUUCAAGGUUGUAGACUACAGACAUUUGAUCAAAAUAGAUACCUGAUUUUCUUGUUUUUUUGUGUUUGGGGAUAUUUUUUCACUAAAAUUACUAUUUUAUUAGUGACUCAAGGUUCUCAAACACAAAGCUUUUUUUCUGUAUAAUUUUAUAAAUACAACUUAAGUUACCUGUUUUGAAAGUUUUUGUUUCAAUUUCUAAUUUUUAUGUGUGUCUAAUGCUUCCUUGUGUUGGUUACUCGUCAGAGUAAUAGAUUAAAAAUACAUUAUUUGUACAUAUUUAUAACAUUGAACAUCAUUUUAUAUGAGGAACAUAUAUUUGCAAAAUGACUGUUUUGAGCAUUGUAUCAGGAUGUCUGUAAAUAAUAGGUUUUUAAAAACUAAAAAAUCAGACAUUAAUAUUUUAAUAGCUUUAAUGUUUUGCUUAGCAUUCAGCACUACCAGAUUCAUAACCUGUUCAAAAACACUAUUGGUGAUAUCUUCAUGUAUAUGUAGCUAAUCCAUUUUUCAUGAUUAAAGAGGUUAUAGCACAUUAAUUAGUGCUAAUAUUCUACUUACUAUAAUUCAAACAGGCUAAGGUCCAAGAUGCACAGCAAUUAUAUCUGCAAAUCUAUGAACAUUAUCUUAAGAUUGUCUAGUUUCUAUCAAUAGAUAAAGCCAUAAAAAUCCUUUUAAAUUCUUUUGUAUCAUUUACACUUUUUUUUCUUAGAAAAAACUAAAUGCCUGUUAUUAAUAAAUUGGUGGAAAUAACCAAUUAUACUUAUCCUAUGGAAAGACAAAAGGAAUGUAUUGACUGGAUUCUUUCCACUCUCAUUUUCAUUAGCAGCUUGUGAAAAGAACAGCUAUAGACAAUAAGAGGAAAGUAAAAUUCAGUUUAUAUUAAAGUACAGUUUUGCAGAGUAUCAUGUGUACAACAGCAUGCAUGAAACAAUUAUGAUAGAAAGGAGUAGAAGAGACAAAAAUAAUUUCCUAUCUAAAACCAGAAGUUAAGCCUUAUGCUGCAAUGUGGAUUGUUUUUCCAGCAAAGUCUUUGUAGCUAUUUGUCUGCCUGAUAAAUGAGAAGAAAAUAUGGCUUCUGUGUUUAAAUUCUAGUGGUUGAGUUCUAGUGGUUAAAUUCUAUGGUUAAGUAAUUUACCUGUGGUGACAAGCUAGUAAUUAGCAGAGCCAAGAUUUUAAUCCAGAUCUCUCUUGACACCAAAGCUUUUUAAAACAUCCAGUUAAUGAAUUUCUCAGUUCCCUACUGUUCUGACAAUAUGACUUAAAUAAAUUUGAUUUAAAUAUAUUUCCUGAAUGUUUGCACUCAUAAGCUCUACACAGUUUUCAAGUAUAGAUACUACUCCUAGAUUUGAUACUACUUUCUAGAACCAUAGUGCUUUUGGGAUUCUCCUUUGAAAUUCUUUACUGUCAGCCUAGAAGGCUGUUGAUCCCCAAGUAAAGUGAGAUAACACAUAUUAGUGUCUUGAUCCCAACAUCAAGAAACCUGAAUGAGGCUGGAGAUGUAACUCAAUGGUAGAGCACUUGUCUAUCAUGUAAAAGACCCUGAGUUGGUUAUCAUUACUGCAAUAAAUAAAUAUAAUUUGGGUGAACUAUACAGCAAACUGCAGCCCAAGGCUAAUUCCAGUCAGCUGCAUGCUUUUACUUUUUUAAAUAGAAAAAAUUCAAGAGAAUAUUUUGUGACACAUAAAAAUUAUAUAAAAUUAAAAUUUCAAUGUCCUUAAAGUUUACUGGAACACACCCCUACUUAUCUGUUUACCAUAUGUUAUGGCUGAUUUUAUACUAUAAUGGCAGAGUUGAGUAGUUGCGAUGGAGACCAUUUGGCCCACGUAGCAUAAAUAUUUACUCUCUGCCCCUUGACAGAAAAGGUUUGCUAACUCUUGACCUAGCUACUCCAGAGUGUUAUUUUUACUACUUUAGCUGAGCUUAAUAGAAGAUCAAACCAUUUGCUUACUGUUGAGCUAAUGAUUUGAAAUAAUAAAAUUUCCUCAUGGAUCAUACACUGUAGAACAAUUCAAGAUAGAAAGUGUGCCAACUGCUUUAUACACACCUUUGAUUUUUGUUUUGUGGUGUUGGAGAUUGAACCCAGAGCAUCAUUAUGCAUGCUGGGAAGGUACUCUAUCUUUGACCAACAUCUCCAGCCCAGCUAUUUUAUAAGAUGAAGCCUUUGGUUCUAUAAAAAAUCUUGGAAGGACAUCUGUAUGUUUGGAGGAGAAAGAAAGGAAUAAAUUGCAGACUUUUAACACUGUUCUGAAUCAUUCCAUUGAUCAUGAUCUUUAGGAUGUGCUUCAUUGAGUAAAUGUUAAUUUAACUUUAAGAACAUAUUUCUAGAGUCACAUUUGAAUUUUUAAAGAUACUAGAGAAUUUCCUAAGUAUUCUUUCUAGUUAGAAAUUCAGUUUUAAAAGAACAGUGGUAAGGGGCCAGGGAUUUAGCUCAGGGUUCUCACCUGCCUCGCAAGCACAAGGACCUGAGUUCGAUCCCCAGUACCAAAAAAAAAAAAUAGUAAACCUUAAUUUGAUGAUUUUCUUAUAAUUUGGAUAAUGAAAAACUAGAAACACUUCUCAUUUAAGCUCUUUGAUUGAAGGUAGGCACAGUGCCAUGUGCCUUUUUUCUAGCUUUUGGGAGGCUGAGGCAAGAAGGUCACUUGAGUCCCACGAUUCAAGACUAUCCUGGGCAACAUGCUGAGAUCACAUUUCAAAAUACACUUUAGAAGAAUUUUAAAUCUCCCUGGCUUUUAGGAUGCAACUGGACAAUAUGCCCUGGUUUGACUCCAUUUCAUUCAAGUUAAUGUAAAUAUGUCAUUAAAGACAUUUGGGGAUUGGAUUAUGUUCUAAUAUAUUUUAAUCUCUGAUUUUUUGGUUUCAUUUAAAUGUUAUUCACUUAGCAUUGAAAAGUAUUAUGGGGAAAGUGAAUGAAAUGACUCAAUAGAAAAGCAUGUUCCCUUGGGAUAGUUUACCUUCCUGGUAUCAUUGCCACCCUAGGUUCAUAAACUGAGAGUAGAAACCACAAUGAUCUGAGUAAGUGGAAAUUGUAUUGAAGUAAUGAAACAGUUCAAGAAAACACAUCAACAGACUUUUAAAAAAUUAUGGCAAACGUUUUUCUUAGAAAAAUGGGCAAAGGUACAACUUUACACAAUUUCUAAUUUUUUUUUCCUAGAUAAUAGCCAUUCAGCAUUUAGUAAGACGUCAAGUUUAAUUAACUGGCCAGUUACUUUUCCUCAGCUCUGAACAUGAUGCAGCUUGUUACUCUCCAGAUAGUGCCUUUGAUUGAAAAUAAGGUCUAGACGUUUUGGAGUAUAUUAUUUCUGACAUCAUAAGAAAUCAUUUGGUCCCUAAUUUCUCAUUUACAUAAUAUACUGUAAUAUUCAGAUUUAAAGUAAAAUAAAUACAUGAAUUGUUUUGGUAAAGUUCUUUCAUGAUGAGCUUGACUGUUGUAUCAUACCAGGCAUUGACAACAUUUCGUGAAAUCAGUGAUUUACUUUUUAAAACAAUGAGUUUUAGGUUGAAAGUUCUGCUGCUUUACAUUAACAAAAUGUUUUUAAAAUAAUUCAUUUUCAUUUAAUUCUACUGAAAUUAUAGAAAUUAAAAUUUCUAGUUAAAAGUAGAGUGAAUGCUAUUUAUAAUCCAAGUUUUUAUAUCACAUCCAUUGAUCUACACAUCGCUUUUCACUCCAAAGAAGAGUUGCUAGAAUAAUAUAUUCAGUAUACUACAGAGAUGCAAAGUUACAAUGUAUUUCAUUUUGCUGUUGGAAUUUUUUUAUUAUAACAUUGUAUGAUAACCUGAAAUGUUUACUUGUGCCUUUGCUUUAAACAAUUAAAGUUUUCCAUUUUAUAAGCA
Molecule: messenger RNA, 6970 nt
Organism: Heterocephalus glaber (naked mole-rat)
Lineage: Eukaryota; Metazoa; Chordata; Mammalia; Rodentia; Bathyergidae
Source: RefSeq, a predicted model, not a curated record